CUAAUGUGUCACCAAUAUAUGCCUAAUUAUCAAAAAGAAUGAUUAAAAUCUGUCAAGAAAAAGAAACCCAGACGCACAAAGAGGAUGAGAGAGACAGAUGACCACUUCAGAGGAGCACAAAGAGUUAAGUGAGAUGGGAGCCACAGCCAUUCAAAGCCAACCCAUCACUGAUAGACAACAGCCCAGAGAACUGUAAAAGGAGGGGAUUUCUUCUCCAGUGCUCCCCUCUCUCUCCUCCCAUCAGAAACCUUCUCCCACUACAGACUGACUGCUACAAGGUCCCUCAGACAAUUAGCGAUGUCAGCUGAAACUCAAGGGGAAGACUGGUGAAGAGAUAUUUUUCAAAAGGGAUGUCAAAGCUUGAAAUGAUCCCAUGAGGACAACUCUUAUUGAUCGAUAAAACAAAAAUAAUCACUUGAAAACACAAGGAGCGCUGAUGAGACAUCUGAGACAGCCCUUAACUUUGGGAUCCGAGGUCCUUCAAUGCAACCUGAGGAGGACAAGAUGAUCUGAGGUCAAUUAAACGCCUGUUGACCGUUGAAAAGACACCAUGUUUUCUGUACAGGGAACCGGUGCCUUGGCUCUUUUCCACAGUAUAAUAAUAGUGGCUGCACUGAUAGACGCUGAUGAUGUCAUCACACGAGAUGAGCAGAUCUACGUUCUGAUUGGUGCUCAUGCCAAGUGUGAAAGGAACAUCCAGGCACAAAUUGCCCUGGUUAAAGAAGGUGACUGUAUCCCGGAGUGGGAUGGGAUCAUCUGCUGGCCACAGAGUAGGGCGGGUCAGCUGGUUUCCGUCAUGUGUCCAGAGUACAUCUAUGACUUCAACCACAGAGGGCGAGCCUACCGCCAUUGUGAUGCAUCAGGCAACUGGGAGCAGGUGCCCAGUAUCAACCGCACGUGGGCGAACUACACCGAGUGCACCUCGUACUUGACCUCCAACCACAGGAGCCAAGAGGAGGUGUUCAAAAGACUCCAUCUCAUGUACACUGUUGGCUACUCCAUUUCUCUUGCAUCACUGCUGGUGGCGGUCUCCAUCCUCUGCUAUUUCAAACGUCUCCAUUGCACACGCAAUUACAUCCACAUUCACCUCUUUACCUCCUUCAUAUGUCGAGCCGUCAGCAUUUUUGUCAAGGACGCUGUGCUCUACACCAUAUCUGAUGACAGUGCCGAGCCUGAGUUUACAGCAGUAAAGCCCAACAUGGCUGGCUGUAAAGUUGCUGUUACUUUCUUCCUUUAUUUCCUGGCCACCAAUCAUUACUGGAUCCUGGUGGAGGGGUUGUACUUACAUAGCCUCAUCUUCAUGGCCUUCCUCUCCGACAAGAACUACCUAUGGGCUCUCACUAUCAUCGGCUGGGGUGUUCCAGCUGUGUUUGUGUCUGUUUGGGUCAGUGCACGAGCAUCGCUGGCAGACACACAAUGCUGGGACAUCAGUGCAGGAAACCUGAAGUGGAUCUAUCAAGUGCCUAUUCUGGCAGCCAUUGUUGUGAAUUUCCUCCUCUUUGUCAACAUAAUACGUGUACUGGCCUCUAAACUGUGGGAAACAAACACUGGUAAACUGGACCCUCGCCAGCAAUACCGGAAGCUGCUCAAGUCCACGUUAGUCCUCAUGCCCUUGUUUGGAGUUCACUACAUGGUGUUCAUGGCUCUUCCCUACACUGAGGUCACUGGGCUGCUUUGGCAGGUGCAAAUGCAUUACGAGAUGUUCUUCAACUCUUCCCAGGGCUUUUUUGUGGCGUUUAUCUACUGUUUCUGCAAUGGGGAGGUGCAGGCUGAGGUGAAGAAGGCAUGGUUAAGACGCAGCCUCACGCAGGACAUUAAACAGAAAGUACGGAUAACCAGCAGCGGUGGCGGAGGCAGCUGUUACUAUGGCGGCAUGAUGUCACACACCACCACCCACAGUAUCAGCUUGUCUGCUGCCAAUCCCAGAUCCCUUUCUCUCACUGGAGGUGUGGUUGGUUCAGGUGGAGGUGCUGGUGGAGGGUCAGGAGCCAGGCCACCAUGUCACGGUUCUCUCCACCCACAAAGCAGCCUGCCCGGAUACGUGCCCGGUGACACUGAGACCCAACAGGAAAUGACUGUGUGGAGGCCAGAGGGGAUGGAAUCUGGAGUUUUUGCCAGGCAUGUCAGAGCCAGUAAGGGAAAUCAUGACUCCAAAAGUCAGGGAGCAUCUCCAGCCCAAAUCCCUGGAGAAGAAAAUCCAGACAACUCCUUAUCUCUGAAAGAGCUGGAGACCAUCUUGUGAUUGUUUGAUAAAUGUUCAGAUGAGGGUUCAUGGUCAUCUGUGCAAACCCCUAUGUUAAUGUGCAUUCGGAAAUACAAAACUGACAAGAUACCAAACUAGAUAUUUUAUGGAUUUACUUGUGUUGUGAAUGUUUUGUCAGCUUCUUCCAAGAUCAAGGGAGAACUUUGAGUCUCAAAAACAUGGCUGAGUCCUUAAUGUGCCCAGAAAAUGGACAUCUACAUUACCAUGACAGCUGGACAAACUUUUUCCUGAGGAUGUUUAUGUGAUGUGAUGAAAAGCUCCAGAACAGCCAACAUGCAACUCUUGUGUUGGAGAUUUGUGGUUCUCUGGAUAUUUUAGAGGAAGAGAUCAAAUUUGCAUGGACUAUGAAUACAAAUGGAGUUUCAUUUAGCAAAGUGACAGUCAAAGCCUUUACUUAUUCUGACAUACCAAAUCAGAAAUGUAUGCACUGUCAUACAUAACAUCUGGACUAUGAUGAUUUGUGUCGUACUAUAAUCCCAAAAUAUCUCAAGUAAUACACACAAUUAUUUAAUGCAUUUCUUUUUGAUUUAUUUAAUGCACUGUCAGUGUACACGAAUUGUACAUGCGUAUGAAGACAUAUGUACAGAUAGAUGAGGCUAAAUAAUCUGUGAAAAUUUGAUGCUACAGAGAAUUUAGAAAGAACAGACUGUUUGUGAAUGUUUAUUUCUCUCUUCACAUUUUUCUUGUGUUGGAUUUUUCAGGCCAGACUGGCUGACCCCAGUUCAAACUGCACUUGUGUUUGUGUGUGUGUGUGUGUGUGUGUGUGUGUGUAUUUCUAAUCAGUUUGGACUUCUCGCUACACCUUUGUUGCUGUCUAUGUGGUCUGCUCAGCCCUAUUUAUCAGUCUGACAGGACCCUGAGGGCUGAUGCAAAAACCUUUUACCCAUCACAGGCCAAACCCCUGCUCCUUCCUCCGUGUGACCUCUUCCCCAGACGCCCUCGCAACACAGUCCAGAAUUUCACACACUCCCCUCAGGUCUUGGCUCACAGAAAGAAGCAGCUGAGCUGUUUGUGGACCUCGAGCAUGAGUGACAAACCUGCAACAUAAGCCAACAGUCCUCAAAAGAUGAGAAAGAUGGGAAAUUCUACAUGUAAAUAUUUUGUGUUGUUUGGGUGUCCAGAAAUAGAGAGGAAAGUUCUGUGUACAUUGGAAGAUAACUAUGAAAGUAAAUAAAAUAAUAAAGUAAAAUAAAAUAAUAAAUGGA
Scatophagus argus is the source of this 3468-nucleotide messenger RNA. It is a transcript of the gene pth3r, whose product is annotated as parathyroid hormone 3 receptor. The record is from RefSeq and is a predicted model, not a curated record. The transcript is spliced from 13 exons. Lineage: Eukaryota; Metazoa; Chordata; Actinopteri; Scatophagidae. Gene Ontology annotation, biological process: cell surface receptor signaling pathway; adenylate cyclase-modulating G protein-coupled receptor signaling pathway. Gene Ontology annotation, cellular component: plasma membrane. The coding region runs from base 551 to 2242 and encodes 563 amino acids. Gene Ontology annotation, molecular function: peptide hormone binding; G protein-coupled peptide receptor activity; parathyroid hormone receptor activity.